AAUAUCAUCAGUGGACUCUUGGGGGAGUGCAUACUCCGGUACGGUGGAUUGGGACUUGCACCUUUAAAGCUAACUUGUAGCUUGCACCUUAAAACGAAGAAGACUCCAACUGCGCCUUCCCGCGAGCCGUAGCGAGCAGCAUGCCAGGCCCCGCCCACUAGAGACUCGGUUGCUAGAUUGCACGCCGCACAUCAAUAUCUUUAUGAUCUACCCCCCUUCUAACGAUAACCACACCGAAGUCCAACAUAAAUACGAUGCCUUUGCCUCUGCAAGUGUUUAACUUCCAGGGGUCUGUGGAGCCCAUGCAGAUAGAUGCAGACCCCCAGGAGGACCAGCAGAAUGCUCCGGACACCAAUUACAUAGUGGAGAACCCAACGCUGGACCUGGAGCAGUAUGCAACCAGCUACAGUGGGUUAAUGCGCAUUGAGAGGCUUCAGUUCAUCGCUGAGCAUUGCCCUCAGCUCCGAGUGGAAGCCCUGAAAAUGGCCCUCACCUUUGUCCAGAGGACCUUCAAUGUCGACACCUACGAAGAGAUCCACCGCAAACUCACAGAGGCCUCACGGGAAGUGCAGGGUGUGCCGGACACCGUACCGGAAGGUAGUGUUGUUCCUCCUCCCCUGGACUCUGCCUGGGCCGAGUCCACAAGGAAAAAGGCUCUGCUCAAACUGGAGAAACUGGACACUGAUCUCAAAAACUACAAGGGGAACUCCAUCAAAGAGAGCAUCAGGAGAGGUCACGACGACUUGGGGGAUCAUUACCUGGACUGCGGAGACCUCAGUAAUGCCCUCAAGUGCUAUUCCCGAGCCAGAGACUACUGCACCAGUGCUAAGCAUGUCAUUAACAUGUGUCUGAAUGUCAUCAAGGUUAGUGUUUACCUCCAGAACUGGUCCCAUGUACUGAGCUACGUCAACAAAGCAGAAUCCACACCAGAGAUAGCAGAGCAAAGAGGAGAGCGAGACAGCCAAAAUCAAGCAGUCCUCACCAAAUUAAAGUGUGCUGCAGGGCUGGCAGAGUUGGCUUCUCGAAAAUAUAAACCAGCUGCCAAGUGCUUCCUGCAGGCUUCUUUUGACCACUGUGACUGUCCAGAGCUCCUGUCGCCCAGUAACGUUGCUGUGUAUGGAGGCUUGUGUGCUUUGGCCACAUUUGACAGACAGGAGCUCCAGCGUAACGUCAUCUCCAGCAGCUCCUUUAAGUUAUUUCUAGAGUUGGAACCUCAGAUCCGUGACAUCAUCUUCAAGUUCUACGAGUCCAAGUACGCGACUUGUCUCCAGCUGUUGGAUGAAAUGAAGGAUAACCUCCUGUUGGACAUGUACCUGGCCCCACAUGUCAAGACGCUGUACAGCCAGAUCCGGAACAGAGCUCUCAUCCAGUAUUUCAGCCCCUACGUGUCAGCAGACAUGACUAAAAUGGCUCAGGCCUUCAACACCACAGUAGCAGCUCUGGAGGAUGAGCUCACCCAGCUCAUACUGGAGGGGCUCAUCAACGCUCGCAUCGACUCCCACAGCAAGAUUCUGUAUGCGAGGGACGUGGACCAGAGGAGCACCACGUUUGAGAAGUCGAUCCACAUGGGCAAAGAGUUCCAGAGACGAGCCAAAGCCAUGAUCCUCCGAGCUGCUGUGCUGCGCAACCAGAUCCACGUCAAGGCUCUCAUAUGUGAAAAGUGCUGAUCCCAAAAUACACAGAAUCCGAGGAUUGGAGGUUAUUUGAAUUGAAACGGUGUCCUCUUCUCAGUCUCCACCCAGAGAAGGCAGCCAGGGUGAGCUGACACCAGCCAACAGCCAGACCAGGAUGAGCACCAACAUGUGAGGAGGAAGUCCUCUUCAAAGUCUGCAAGCUAACUCUGCUGACGACAGCCGCAGACCGCAGGGGAGGGUCCCCGUGUCAUUUGUCAACACCAGCCCCGCCCACUUCGUGUUUCUCUAAGGACAGAAACACCCCACUGUAUAAAGACUGUAAUGUUCUGAAUCCCCAUCAGGUUAAAUGGGAAAGUCCUUGAUUAGUCUGAUGUGGAUGUUUUGCUCAGCACUUCAGCUGCGUUACUGUUAGAAGAUGCACUUUGCUCUGCUUACACAUGAUGGAGGACUCAUUAACAGAAACCAGAUUUUAAAAUAAACCACCUACCUGA
Cyclopterus lumpus (lumpfish) is the source of this 2125-nucleotide messenger RNA. RefSeq names its product G protein pathway suppressor 1 (gene gps1). Gene Ontology annotation, cellular component: COP9 signalosome. The transcript is spliced from 14 exons. NCBI's taxonomy places the organism in Eukaryota, Metazoa, Chordata, Actinopteri, Perciformes, Cyclopteridae. The record is from RefSeq and is a predicted model, not a curated record. The coding region runs from base 255 to 1667 and encodes 470 amino acids.